Messenger RNA from Metarhizium album ARSEF 1941, 660 nucleotides. RefSeq names its product FAD binding domain protein. The record is from RefSeq and is a predicted model, not a curated record. Bases 1 to 660 code for a protein of 219 amino acids. NCBI's taxonomy places the organism in Eukaryota, Fungi, Ascomycota, Sordariomycetes, Hypocreales, Clavicipitaceae. The transcript has 4 exons.
AUGGUCACUCGACUCCAUGCCGUCAAGGACUACUUGCAUCACACCACCGCCCAUCACAUCUUGCCAAAUGCCGGGGAUCUAACGUUACUUGUCGACCUGGCUUCUGAGAACUGGAUCGGUGCCGUGAAGCUCGAGUACAUGGCAGUUCCAAAACGAUCCCUGGCGGGCACGAUGCCCUUUAACCCCCAGCAGGGGAUGGGCAACAACGAGAACCUCCUCUUCCGAGCGCUGGCUGCCUUGCCUCUGCUUUUCCUCAUUGCCUUGCGCUACUGUCGCCCCCUCUCCGCACCCAAAGCACUCUUGCCAUGGCAGAUGUUGCUCAGCGAGUCGUUUGAUGUGCCAUUUUUGAACCUCAAGGUUGCGGAUUUUGGCACAAUAUAUGCCGUGAUAUUGAUCGAGUCCGCUCGACGUGCCAACCUCAUGACGCCUCCCGCAUUGCCAUCAUGGUUUGGACUGGGCUGCCAGCUUGCUCCCGCGGAGAUGUUCUUGUCCCUGUACUUUUUCACUUACGAGGUUUGGCGCAGACAUCUUUGCGUCCACGGGGUUGGCGGCGAUGGCGGCGUUUUUCACAAGCACCAGGUCCUCCUCCAGAGCAGGAACGUUUGCAUUCUCCACGAAUGCGAGGCCGCCUCCUUCGACUCCUACAAUGGCCUUUUGUGA